AUGAACGCGACACGGACCUUCAACCGUCGCUUCGUGACGUCAGGACGCGACUGCCCAGCCAAGAUGGCUGACAGCAUCCCGUUAAAUCCGAUGCGGAAGAACUCGAAGAGAAUCCCGUAUUACAACUCCUCCAGACUUUCAAGGUUCUCUUUGGAAGAUGAGUCGUCCAACUUGGACGAGAUGCCUCUGAUGAUGUCGGAGGAAGCCUUCGAGAAUGACGAGAGCGACUACCAGACACUGCCCCGGGCCAGAGUGGGUCAGAGACAGAGGGGCCUCUGCUGGUUCCUAUCGGGGGGCUGGAAGGUCCUCUGCAGCAGCUGCUGCGACUGCCUGGCUCACGUCUGCCGCAGGAAGAAGGAGCUGAAGGCCAGAACCGUUUGGCUCGGCCGCCCAGAGAAGUGCGAGGAGAAGUACCCCAAAAACGCCAUCAAAAACCAGAAGUACAACAUCCUCACCUUUGUGCCUGGGGUUCUCUACCAGCAGUUCAAGUUCUUCCUGAAUCUGUAUUUCCUGGUGGUGGCCUGCUCCCAGUUCGUGCCAUCUCUGAAAAUAGGAUAUCUGUACACAUACUGGGCCCCGCUGGGUUUCGUGCUGGCUGUGACGAUGGUGCGAGAGGCGGUGGACGAGGCCCGGCGCUACCAGCGGGACACGGAGAUGAACUCCCAGCUCUACAGCAAGCUGACGCUGCGAGGUAAAAUUCAAGUAAAGAGUUCAGACAUUCAGGUUGGAGACAUGAUCAUAGUGGAGAAGAACCAGAGGAUUCCUGCCGACCUGAUCUUCCUCAGGACGUCAGAGAAAAACGGGUCGUGCUUCAUCCGCACCGAUCAGCUGGAUGGAGAAACCGACUGGAAGCUGAAGGUGGCCGUCGGCUGCACCCAGCGGCUGCCCGCCGUUGGGGACCUCUUCUCCAUCAGCGCCUACGUCUACGCCCAGAAGCCCCAGCUGGACAUCCACAGCUUCGAGGGGAACUUCACCCGGGAAGACACAGAGCCACAAAUCCACGAGAGCCUGAGCAUUGAAAACACUCUGUGGGCCAGCACAGUGGUCGCCUCUGGAACUGUGAUCGGGGUGGUGAUCUACACGGGAAAGGAGACCCGCAGCGUCCUGAACACGUCCUACGCCAAGAACAAGGUUGGCCUGUUGGACCUGGAGCUGAACCGCCUCACCAAAGCCCUGUUUCUGGCCCAGGUGGUGCUGUCGGUCGUCAUGGUUGCGCUGCAGGGCUUCGUGGGCCCUUGGUUUCGCAACCUGUUCCGAUUCGUGGUACUCUUCUCCUACAUCAUCCCCAUCAGCCUGCGUGUCAACCUGGACAUGGGGAAGUCGGCCUACGCCUGGAUGAUCACCAAGGACGAGAACAUCCCGGGAACGGUCGUCAGAACCAGCACCAUCCCAGAGGAACUGGGCCGGCUCGUUUAUCUGCUCACAGACAAGACGGGCACGCUGACUCAGAACGAGAUGAUAUUCAAGCGGCUGCACCUGGGAACAGUGUCCUAUGGCACAGACACCAUGGACGACAUCCAGAGCCACAUCGUGCAGUCCUACUCACAGGUGGCCCCUCAGCCCUCUGGCGAGGGGGCAGCUGGAGUCAACCCCCCUCAGAAGGCCCAAAGUUCAGGACCGAAGGUCCGGAAGAGCGUCAGCAGCCGCAUCCAUGAGGCGGUGAAGGCCAUCGCUCUGUGCCACAACGUCACGCCGGUGUACGAGCCGCACGCCGGCGAGGCCGAGUCCGCCGAGGCCGACCAGGACUUCAGCGACGAGAACCGCACCUACCAGGCCUCCAGUCCAGACGAGGUGGCCCUGGUCCGGUGGACGGAGAGCGUGGGCCUGACCCUGGUCAACAGAGACCUGGCCUCCCUGCAGCUGAGGACUCCCUCUGGACAGAUCCUGUCCUUCCACAUCCUGCAGAUCUUCCCCUUCACCUCUGAGAGCAAAAGGAUGGGCAUCAUCGUGCGGGAGGAGUCGACGGGGGAAAUCACCUUCUACAUGAAGGGCGCCGAUGUCGCCAUGGCGACCAUCGUCCAGUACAACGACUGGCUGGAGGAGGAGUGUGGGAAUAUGGCCCGAGAGGGCCUGAGGACUCUGGUGGUGGCCAAAAAGUCCCUGUCCGAGGAGCAGUACCAGGACUUUGAGAGUCGCUACAACCAGGCCAAGCUGAGCAUCCACGACCGGGGGCUGAAGGUGGCGGCGGUGGUGGAGAGCCUGGAGAGGGAGAUGGAGCUGCUGUGUCUGACCGGCGUGGAGGACCAGCUGCAGGCAGACGUCCGGCCCACGCUGGAGCUGCUGAGGAACGCCGGCAUCAAGAUCUGGAUGCUGACCGGUGACAAACUGGAGACGGCCACCUGCAUCGCCAAGAGCUCCCACUUGGUUUCCAGGAGCCAGGACAUCCACGUCUUCAGACCGGUCUCAAACCGAGGAGAGGCCCAUCUUGAGCUCAACGCCUUCAGGAGGAAGCACGACUGCGCCCUGGUCAUCUCUGGAGACUCCUUAGAGGUGUGUCUGAGGUACUACGAGCAUGAGUUUGUUGAGCUGGCGUGCCAGUGCCCGGCGGUGGUGUGCUGCCGCUGCUCACCCACCCAGAAGGCCCAGAUCGUCAGCCUGCUGCAGCAGCACACGGCCAACAGGACUUGUGCCAUCGGUGAUGGAGGAAACGACGUCAGCAUGAUCCAGGCGGCAGACUGCGGCAUUGGCAUCGAAGGAAAGGAGGGCAAGCAGGCCUCGCUGGCGGCCGACUUCUCCAUCACGCAGUUCAGGCACAUCGGCCGGCUGCUGAUGGUCCACGGCAGGAACAGCUACAAGCGCUCGGCCGCGCUCGGCCAGUUCGUGAUGCACAGAGGCAUGAUCAUCUCCACCAUGCAGGCUGUUUUCUCCUCCGUAUUCUACUUUGCCUCCGUGCCGCUUUACCAGGGUUUCCUGAUGGUGGGGUAUGCCACCAUCUACACCAUGUUCCCCGUCUUCUCUCUGGUUCUGGACCAGGACGUGAAGCCCGAGAUGGCGCUGCUCUACCCAGAGCUCUACAAAGACCUCACCAAGGGCCGCUCUCUGUCCUUCAAGACCUUCCUGGUUUGGGUUUUGAUCAGCGUCUAUCAAGCCGCCAAGCCGUGCAGCAGAGAUCCACCUUCCUGCUGCCCGAGCGUGACUUCCUCCUUAAUUAAAGGCCAGGAGCAGCUCUGUGGAACAUUAAUACGACGCCAGAGCGGCAGUAUUUACUACAGGCUAAUCGACUGCGCAGGAAUCCUGAAGCUGCGAAACUCCGACAUCGAGCUGAGGAAGGGCGAGACCGACAUCGGGAGGAAGAACACGCGUGUGCGGAUGGUUUUCAGAGUCCACAUCAACCAGCCCAGCGGCAGAACCGUGUCCCUGCAGGCGGCCUCCAACCCCAUCGAGUGCUCCCAACGAUCAGCCCAGGAGCUUCCUCUGGUGGACUCGCAGAGCCUGGAGACGAGCCCCCCCUCCGGAGGGGGGCGCAUGCUGCUGGACGGACACAACUUCCAGCACGACUCCAAGGUGCUGUUUGUGGAGAAGGCUCCAGUUUGCACAGAAAACAUUCCCCCCAACCAGGACGUCCUGCUGGUUGGGGAGAAUGUAGGCAGCGACAAGGAUGUCAGGACCUCCAACCAUCAAAACCAGAACCAACUAUUGCUGGAGCUCCAGCUCUCAGGACGGGCAGCAAAGGAAGUGCAGGGAUCAGAGUUGGGCGUGUCCAUGGAGGAAUCACCUGUCUCUGAACCCGUGAAGCUGUUUGAUGGUGAAGUGGAGCGCCAGGGCGAACGAGGCUGCGCUCGGCGGUCUGGCUGCCGGACGCCGCUCAGAACAAUGGCUGUUUUCACAAACAAAGCCACAGCAGCCUUUCCAUGGGUUACAGUGUGCCAGUGGGCCUUCAGCAGCCCCUCAGAGGAGCCCCACAGACGGGGCUUUCUGCAGCGGCGGGCGCCGCCCAGGCCGCAUGGCGUGCACGCCAGCGCCCCCUUCCCGCCCGCCGCCGCUCGUGAAACUGCUCAGAUCGCCGCGCUCUUCCAGGACGGGAGGACGCCGCCGGCGUGGGCGCCAGCACAAGGCAGCCCUUUGAGAGGCCAGCAUGUGUUUAUAUUUACUGUGAGCCAUGAGGGCUGGGCGCACGCCAUCCCGCCGCUGCACCCAGGCCGCACCCCGCCCGCGUCCAAUUAG
This is a messenger RNA of Menidia menidia (Atlantic silverside), 4164 nucleotides long. The record is from the annotation of a GenBank genome assembly. Lineage: Eukaryota; Metazoa; Chordata; Actinopteri; Atheriniformes; Atherinopsidae.